AUGGCGGACAAAACAGAGGAUUAAGGUUUCGCCAAAUAACAGCUGAAAAUUAAGUUAGAUACUUGCAAUAUUGCCAUCUUCUUGGUAAAAGCUGCUUUGAUAAUAUUUUUUUCAGAGUUUAAGUUUUUUUUGAAUUGCCUAAACCGCUACUCCUCCAAAGGUAGUAUGUUUGCCGCAGUCACUCGCUCAACAAGACGGGUUAAUGUUACUUGCCAUCUGCAUUUGGGAAUUCAAGGUAUCUGUGCCGCCAGGAAAGCAUGUUAUAGCGAUGGAAUGAAAUUUCACGAAGGACCUCUACAGUUGUACAAGUCAUAUGUAGGAAGAAAAGUUCUGAAGCCUGAUGACUCACAGCUGAAAGUAGUUUGCAAUCUUCAAAGCCUUCAUGAGCGACUCAAAGAUUAUGAGUCUCAAAAGCAAUCAAUGAACCAACUGUGCACACCCCAAGGACUUUAUCUUUAUGGUGGGGUAGGUAGUGGCAAAACAAUGCUCAUGGACAUCUUCUAUGACAGCAUUCAAGUUCCCAACAAGAAGCGCGUACAUUUUUACUCCUUCAUGCUUCAGUUGUAUUCAGCCAUUAAUCGGUGGAACCUUUGUUGUCCAAGUGAUGAGCUGACUUAUGAUAUAACUCCAGUGGAGUCCAUUGCCUCUGAGCUGGCUGGAGAGGCUUGGUUGCUCUGCUUUGAUGAGAUGCAGCUGGCUGACUUUGCCUCGACCCGGCUUUUGGAAGGAGUGUUUCGUAAAAUGUUGGAAAGUGGAACAGUUAUAGUAACAACAUCUAACAGAUCUCCGAAUGAACUAGGGGCUUCAUCAUUUGGACGCGAAAGUGAGGCUCUAGAUUCAUUAACGUCACUAGUCGCUUUACUCACCGAGCAUUGUGAAUUGGUUGCUAUGGAUUCUGAAAAGGAUUACCGCACCAAUCAGAAACGUGGAAAGGACAAUUAUUUCAGUCCUCUGACUAAACACACAGAAAAGGUAUUCGACGAAGCCUUUUGUGAAGCAGUGGGGCGUGGUCGGCGGCUGACAUCGGUUUCGCUUCCCGUGUAUGGUCGGAAGGUCAUAGUCCCUAUUGCUUCCGAUAAUGGCAUUGCUAGGUUCACUUUCAACGAGCUGUGCAGGUCUCCUCUAGGGCCGGCCGACUACAUUACGAUCUGCAAUGCUUUUCACACGGUCUUCUUGGAGGACAUACCGCAGAUGACCAUCUACCAAAAGAACGAAGCUAGGCGCUUUCUGAGUUUUGUCGAUGCAGCUUAUGAAAGUAAAGUGCAACUUUUCUGCACGGCGGCCAGCUCACCUGAUGAGUUGUUUCAACUGCUCCCUAGCGAUGACCCGCUACAAGAAGACAAGAUGCACAUGGAAAUGAUGGGUGAGAUGGCUUAUGAUCUUGAGCUCACCCAGCUCGAACUGAGCUCGCUCGGAAUAUUGACCGGCGAGGAGGAAAUCUUCUCGUUCAAACGUUGCAUUUCGCGUCUGAAGGAAAUGCAAAGCGAACUUUAUCAGUCCCAGAAACACCGUCUCCAAGCGUUCUCUCCCUAUCUCGGUUCUUUUGAAGAACGUCUGCAAUCGGAAAAUCGUCGAAGGGAGCGCGAGCACAAGCGACGAGUGAAAAUGCUAGAGGCCUCGGGAGAUGGCAGUGAAGCUCUCCGCCAAUUACCACUGACGCCUCUGACAACAGGCUCCUCGGACUGGGCGGACGAAGCCAGUUACGUCACUUGGAGUAAUGACAUCAUGAGGAAAGAAUUGCAAGACUUGGAAAGGAAGAGAAGCGGGGAGUUGGUGACGAGACAGGACGCUCCUAAAUUCAAUGAGGAACACUUCUGGGGUUUUGGGUGGUGGGAAAAGGUUGUGGGAAAAAGAAAAGCUAAACCAACACCAAACAACGAUCACACAACUAACCACACGAAAGGCUGAAUCCAAAUUGGUUUGAACCAAAAACCAAAACUUAACCCCCCAUCCUCUUCCUCUUAAAGACCACAACAACUGUUACUUUACUCAGAUGCAACGACGGCUAGUAAAGUAUAUAUUUUUUUAACCAUUUCCUCAUAGGCCUUUAGUACUGUACAGUAAAACUCUAAAAUCUAUUCAUUUAAUUGUGGGGUAAUAUGAAAUCCAAGUAAUUUCAUUAUGCAACGAUAUGCGUUGGGGAAAAAGACACGGGUUAGAUAUCCUCUGUUUCCGCGUAGUUAUUUUUUGAGCUCAAAGCUGCAAUUACCUUGCGUAAACUUACCACAUGAAGCAAGCAGGGUUUGUUUUGCAGGUUAAUUUAGUGACCCCUCGCCCCUCCCCUCUUCCCGAGAACCUCUGUUAGUGUGAAAAUAAUAUCUGACAAGGCAAAUUUUUUUUAAAAUUUAAUCCAUUUAGUAUAAUUAAUAUUUUAAUAUCCAGGGUGAGAAACAAUCCCUGUCAGGGAAAACUUUAUUUGGAAUUUUAAAAAUACAUGCGAGUGUAAAGAAACCACUGAUAGUUUUUCAAAACAAAUGAAAAUCAGAUUUAAAACCUCCCGAGUGGAGGCCAUUCGGUCUUCAUCGCAAAUCCGGUGCUCAUGAUCCGAGCGUUGUGACGACUUAAACCCACAUUGGCGAAGAAAGGUCUAAUACAUUACGUGGGCCUGCUAAGCGAAAGUGUCGAUUUCCAUGACUUUUAAUGCCAAAUGGUUUUAUCAUCUCGAGGUCGUUGUUCUGGAUCAUGACUCGACUGAGAUGAAAUGGUUUCAGCCAGUAGAUUCUGGACCGAUACGAGAUGUGCUCCAUUCAACUGUUACUGCCUUGUUGGAGGCCACAAACAAUUGGGCCUUCAACAUUGAUAAAGGCAGUAUAAAUGCAGUUGUUUUUCUCGACCUAAAAAAGGCUUUUGAUACCGUUGACCAUACAAUUCUUAUGUCUAAAUUAUUUGAAUAUGGUAUCCGCGGUAUC
Molecule: messenger RNA, 2909 nt
Organism: Stylophora pistillata
Lineage: Eukaryota; Metazoa; Cnidaria; Anthozoa; Scleractinia; Pocilloporidae
Product: AFG1-like ATPase
Cellular component (GO): mitochondrion; cytoplasm
Molecular function (GO): ATP binding; ATP hydrolysis activity
Source: RefSeq, a predicted model, not a curated record